Porites lobata is the source of this 5241-nucleotide messenger RNA. Lineage: Eukaryota; Metazoa; Cnidaria; Anthozoa; Scleractinia; Poritidae. The record is from the annotation of a GenBank genome assembly.
AUGACUCGCUUCUCUGAAGUUUCGCGUCGUUUUUACGUUUUACAUUCAGUUGUUCCGUUCGAAGAAGAUACAACACAUGAAUUUAAAGGUCACAGGAAUAUUUCAAUAGAGGAAAUCCCGCCCUGGUGUUUUAUUCCUGGGACAGACAGGCGAUCCAGAAAAGCUGUCUCAAGGUGAGCUAAGAUUUUUAGCGUUCAGGAAAAUGACUGGGGUUUUAAUAUUGCUAUUUCUGAGAUUUUAAACUUUGAAGAGAUAACUAUUAAAAUUGGAGAAAAAAAUGUAGCUGUCUUAUGCACACGUGAUCAUUCGGUAGAAUACAAUUUGCAAGUAGAUGUGAAAUAUGGACUGUCACGUGAUCGUCAAACCACACUGAAAGUAAUAAUCCCGCUUUGCCUCGACUGCACUUGCAAAAUUUUCAAAUUUUUUUGAAAAAGGAAGAUAAUUUCACCUUGAAACGAGGCAUCAAGGAUCAAUUACCAUAAAGACAAAACAAUAACAAAAUUUGCCGUCAUUUACCAAAGAUCAAUAGGAGGCUGGGUGAGGAAAGAGUAAAGAAAACAACAACAACAACAACAACAACAAAAACAUGUAAAGUUGACCCAAAAAUUCCAAUUAAAAAUCUUGUUCUUGAAACUACAUGCACUAUACUUCCAUCCAACUACCUGGUAGUCAUGUAGAAGCUUAGCAUGUACUUCUUCAUUUAAACUCAUCGCUAAUGAUGAGCUUGGUAGCAGGUGCCUUAAAGGUUAGUAGGAGGCCAAAUACAAUAAGCAGAGAGGAGGUAUCCUUGGCAACCCUGGAAGCAGGAACCACCCCAACAGCAGCCACUAACCGGCACCGUCACAUUGUACAGACAUGUGUACCUAAGAGAAUACUUACCCGAGAAAAUACUGGUCACACUGUAUUUUGGGAAAUUUUGGAAUGUCGUUUGAUGAAGAAAUCAUUCAUUGAUAGAAAAUUGCAUUGUAUCUGUUCUCUGUUGGUAGAAACAUUAAUGGUUUUCUGAACACUGGCAAAGGUGGCACAAUAUAUCUUGGGAUUGUGGAUAAUGGUAGCGUCAAGGGAUUACACUUGACACUUUACCAGGUAAAAUAUUGACUUACAUAUUGUACAAGGUAUUACAGGUCAAAAUUAUAUUCAGGUUAAAAUAAACUAGAUUGAAUCUCAAUUUCCUUUUUCCCCUAGCCCUAAUUCAUGGAUAAUUAGGGCUAGGAGACCAAGGAAAUAGAGAAUACAGUGUAAAUGUACAUGUAGGUUAAAGAAAUUGAAAUUAACAGUCUGAAUUAUUUAAUUUUGACCUGUGACAUAGAUACUGUAUACCAUGCCAUCAUCAUCAGAUCCCUUCCCAAUGUGAGGGGGUUCAGGAAGGAAAUAUCAUAAUUGUCAAUCCUUCUCCAACAGUCUCUGUCUAGGGGAACGAUGAAAGCCUUAUAUAUCCCAGGACCUCAGUCAAAACUACAUUGUACUUUAAAUUUGGCUCUUUCUCAUGUCAUGCCCAUCUGAUGGUUAUAUUUAUGGUAGUGGUAUGUGGAAAAGCUUCUUUCUUUAUUCAUGACACACGUCCUUUCUGACCACUCCACUUCCGUGCCACACCACUGCCUUCUUUUCAUGUGCAGGCUCAUUAGGCCCUCUCAGGGUGGGAAGAGGGUACAUAUGUCUCUUGUGUAAAUUUUAAUGCGGUAGUUUUGCUUUUUGAAUAGUAGGCCAUGUUCCUGUUAGGUAUUUCACCCAUCUUGUUUAUGUCAGUGGUCACCAUUUCGUCUACUCUCAUGUCGCUGUUUCAGGGUCAUGUCGCUUGUUGGAAUUUUAUACUAACAGGGGUUGGCUGGCUAGCUCUACUCUUAAAGGGUGUACCUUUUUACCCUGUGCAUUUAAUGUACAAAAAAAUAUUGAUUUCUAAACAAAUACUUGUUCUGUCCUUGCUUAUCUUUAUUCAGAAGGAUCAUGUGGUUAUUGCAGUCAAGGAUGCACUUAGCAGAUACACACCUCCAGUUCCAGAAGAAUAUUACAAAGUACUACAUAUAUGUAACACAUUCAGAUGUAAUCAAUUAAUUACUAUACUACAGUGCAUACAGUGUGUAUUAUACUACAGUACACUUACUAUUAUACUACAUAUGUACAGUAUAUUAUACUGAUUAUACUACAAUACAGUACUUAGAUGUUUUCUGUCAUUGUUGUCAAUGCUAAAGCUUGCUAAUGUCAGUCAAUCAACCCCAAAAAAUGACAAAUCAAGGCCUGGUUUAGGGCUAGCACUCCAUGAGGGCUUUUGAAAUUUUUCACGGAGGUAAAUUAAUGUUGUCAAUGCAGCUGGUCAAAACAAUUAAUUAUUAUUAACUCUUAUUUGUUUCUGGUUCAAAUCAAGGUAGAAAUUGUACCAGUCAUAAGGAAGGAGGAAGUGGGUAAUGUUGAGACAGCACUUCAGCUCCAACAUGACAGGUGAGUUUCUUGCAUCUGAGUUUGUUUUAAUCAAUUUUAAUUUGGACACAUCUCGAUACAAUGAAAGAAAACAUUAUGAUUUAAUCAGGAUAAGACAGUCAGGUUUUCCUAGUUGCUACAUCGUAUUAUAGAAAGCUGUUGAUCCUGACUAAAGAUAAUAAAAAAAUGUAUGACGUUUAAUAUUAAGUUUUAUUUAGAAGUACAUUAAUAUUAUAGCAAUGAAGGCUGCUAGCAUUGGUGAUAUUACUAAAAGCACAUCACCAUACACUGUAAACCAUGUGCAUGAUUGUAAAGUCCCAUUUAUUUCCCCCAUUGCAGAAUUGCAUGUACAUAUAUUUACUUGACUAAAUUGAAAGCUACCUUGGAUAAUAAUAAUUACACUAACACUAACAGUAAAUUUUUACCUUUUGUGAUGUAUGUAUGUAUGUGCAGCAACUGUUAUACCUUUUUUCAGUACCCAACUUAUGAAAUCUUUAACAAUGAAUGUUUGGAACUCAUAGUGCAAUUAAAAAUGCACAAAAUUAUAAAUGUUUAGAGAGACACUUUUGAACUUCCCUUUUCCGUUUUUUGACUUUACUGUACAAAACGCACCAAUUACUGAUUACGACUCUUCAUAGCCAAUAACAUCAUGGCUUAACUGACAGCCAACCAAUAACAUUGCGACGUAAUUGACCGAUCAAUAACCAGAGUAUAAUACCAUCAACUGACGUGAUACGACAAGUCACUUUGACCUUGAAGAUGACUACCGCACAGGUUGUCGAAACAUCAGGCACCGUCAACAACAACAGUCCUAUUCAGGACUACAUUCACCCGGACAAUCAAACUCAACCUACUUUUAUACAUGUAAUUUCUAUUUUUUUGUAUGUAGAGAUGAUGAGGAGACUACAAAUCGACACAGGCCUCACGUUCUUCGAACAUCAGAAUACUGCUGGUGUGACCGAGAAGCUAUGGAUGCCUUCAAUGAAGUGAGUGAACUGACCUGUAACUUGAAACUUGAAGCAUCCAAAGUCUGUUUCACGCUGAACUAGUGAUAAAACAGUCUGCUAACAUGCAAUGAAUUUGUGCAUUUCAUUUAGGCUGGAACUGUGUAUGCAGUUAAAAGUCUUCCACUCCAAAGUGAGUCUGGUCAAAUAAAAACUUAAUUUCCCCAUCAGUCUCUUGGGUUGCCUUUCACUUUUUAAAACUUUCGGAAGCUUAUGAUCUUAAAAGUGAAAAGUGAUUGGCUAAUUAAUACACUUGUACAUGUAGUAAUUUAUAUUACUGGACAGGAUUUUCUGAAAGUGUCAUACACUAUGUGAACUUAUCAUUAUAAUGUGUUUUUUCUAUAGCAGAUUGAGCAUAAACACUAGCUACUUUGGCAGGACUGUUUCAAUUUUCUGCUGACAUUUUCAUAAAUCAUUAGCCUCAAAAAAAGUAGCCUGAGAAAAUGGCCAACAAGUUGUGACACCACCACUCACUGGUUACCUGCGAAAUGACAUCUGACAAACCAAGUGCAGAAAUGCCACACUGAUGACAUAUUACUGACUAGAUCUGAGUAAAAGCUUCUGAUCAGUUGAAGCAAAUUUCUCUUGUGGCAUGAUCAAUCAAAGGCACUACCUAGAACCUACCGGUAGUUCUACUUAGUGAUACAACAUCAGUGACGUCAGUGUGAAACUUCAAUCUGCACUCUUUCAUGUCACUUAUGCAAUUUGGACAUCUUUUAGGGUUUGCCUGCACCCCUUUAUGUUGUGGAAAUUACAGUGUUUCCAUGGAAACCAAAAGUGAAAACAGACAAAGGUCAACACUGCCCAAAUCUUCACCCAGUGUAUGAGGAUGAAGAAGGAAAAUGUUAUUUUAGACGACAAGCAAGUUUAGUGCAGGUAAAUGUUUUGCUGAUCUCUUAUUAUUAAUUUAUUAUUUUGAUAUGAGCAAAAAAAAAAAUAAUAAUAAUAAUAAAAUACUCAAGCAUCUCUCUCAUAUUGGUUCAAGGCCUUUGCCUCAAACUUCCCUCAGGAAUGCUGCCUCUUAAUAAGCAUUUCUAAAAGGCUAAAGAAUUCAAUCCCUAAGCUACAUCUACGUGUAGCCAUAAACUUUUUAUCUUCAUUUUUCAGUAUUCAGUGCAAGAAGUAGUGGAACUUACAAAGCAAGAAGUUCACAACCAUUUUAAACCUUUAUUUUCAAGGUAAAAUAUGAAUGUAAAUGUAGCAUUUUGUUGAUUGGGCAUAAAAAUUAAUAAUAAUAAAUUAUUAUAAAAUACAUAAUAGAUGCAUACAGUGUGUAAGUUGCCACAAGAAUUAGUUACUCAUCAGUUUGAAACACACAUUUGCAUGUACAGUGUACUGGCACACUGUAAAAUCAAUCUUUUUUCACUGAUUUAUUACUAUAAAAUUGUAAAUGCUGACUGCUUUCACUAGUUACUUUGUAUGUUUCUUUCUUCAUUUUUAGCAUCAAAGAGGAGAUGAAGAUGAUUAAAGAACACUAUUUCUCUCUGUACAAUCACACAGAAGGCAGUUAACAUAAAGUUUCAUUUAGUUUAGUUAUUAUAACAGCUUUGCAGUUGGUGUAAUUAUUGUACAUAGUAUUUUUUAGGGUUAUAUCCAUGCGGAAUACAGUUGCACUCAGUCCCUAAUGAACAAGCAUGUUAGUUGCGAGUAUGCUUUCUUGCAUUUUGGCUCAUUCUCUCUUCAGUAUUGCUAGACCUUGACCUGACUGACAGUAAAGGGACUGCUCACAGUGCAGUAUGAACACGCCUGUAUGGUUUUGAUGUAUUUAAAAUCAAGAUGGAGCACCAAGAUUACUUGUAAAGCCGUUUUUGAUAAGGCCCUC